Lathyrus sativus (Indian pea) is the source of this 930-nucleotide messenger RNA. The record is from the annotation of a GenBank genome assembly. Lineage: Eukaryota; Viridiplantae; Streptophyta; Magnoliopsida; Fabales; Fabaceae.
AUGGCUAAUCGAUGGUGGACUGGGAAUGUGGCAACGAUGCCAACAUCACCGACUUCACUUCAACAGCUGAAGAGAGAACAAGAGUUAAUGGAAAGUAACAACAACGCAAACUCGACUCCAACUAAUAGCAGUAACAGCAACAAUAAUGAAGACGACGAUAACCACAACCCUGAAGAUCAGAAUCCUUCGGAGCCCGGUAGUAGUAGUGGUAGGAGGCCGCGUGGUAGACCACCGGGUUCCAAGAACAAACCCAAACCGCCUAUUGUUAUAACGAAAGAAUCUCCGAACGCGCUGCGAAGCCACGUGUUAGAAAUUAGCAGCGGUAGUGAUGUUGCGGAGAGCAUAGCUAGCUUUGCCAACCGCCGUCACCGUGGUGUGUCGGUGUUGAGUGGGAGCGGCAUUGUGACUAAUGUGACGCUUAGGCAACCGGCUGCUCCCGGUGGUGUUAUUACUCUUCAUGGAAGGUUUGAGAUUCUGUCGCUUUCGGGUGCUUUUCUGCCUUCGCCGUCUCCGCCUGGAGCGACCGGGCUUACGGUUUAUUUAGCCGGUGGUCAGGGGCAGGUUGUUGGUGGCGCUGUGGCAGGUUCUUUGGUUGCUUCUGGACCUGUGAUGGUUAUUGCAGCUACUUUUGCUAAUGCUACUUAUGAGAGGUUGCCAUUGGAAGAUGAACAAGGUGGUGAUCAAGAGGAAAUGCAAGUUGAACAACAAUCUGGUGUGGAUUCAGCAACUGUUGCAGCAGCAGGAGUUGCUUCUUCUCAAGGUUUGGAAUUCGUCGAACAACAUCAACAACACCACCAUCAUCAUCAACAACAACAACAGGUUUCAAUGCCUAUGUAUAACUUGCCACCAAAUCUUAUGCAUAACGGUAAUCAAAUUCCUCAUGAUAUGUUUUGGGGUCCUCCGCCUCCUCGUCCUCCUCCUCCUUUCUGA